Molecule: messenger RNA, 5761 nt
Organism: Antechinus flavipes (yellow-footed antechinus)
Lineage: Eukaryota; Metazoa; Chordata; Mammalia; Dasyuromorphia; Dasyuridae
Gene: PHKA2
Product: phosphorylase kinase regulatory subunit alpha 2
Exons: 29
Coding region: 85-3249 (1054 amino acids)
Biological process (GO): glycogen metabolic process
Cellular component (GO): phosphorylase kinase complex
Molecular function (GO): calmodulin binding
Source: RefSeq, a predicted model, not a curated record
CUCCCUCUCUCCUCUCGCGCGUGCGCGCGUGUGCUUCACGGUGCUCCUAGACGGAGGGCUGGGGGUGAGGGGAUAAUUCUAGAGAUGAGGAGCCGGAGCAACUCGGGAGUCCGUUUGGACGGCUACGCCCGGCUAGUCCAGCAGACCAUUCUGUGUUAUCAGAGUCCAGUAACAGGACUGCUAUCAGCCAGCCAUGAACAAAAAGAUGCCUGGGUUAGAGACAACAUCUACAGCAUCCUGGCAGUGUGGGGUCUUGGAAUGGCAUAUCGGAAAAAUGCAGAUCGGGAUGAAGAUAAGGCCAAAGCAUAUGAAUUAGAACAGAAUGUUGUGAAACUGAUGAGGGGUCUCCUUCAAUGUAUGAUGAGGCAGGUGGAUAAAGUUGAGAAGUUUAAGAAUACUCAGAGUACCAAGGACAGCUUACAUGCCAAAUACAGUACUGCCACCUGUGGCACUGUGGUUGGUGAUGACCAGUGGGGACAUUUACAAGUUGAUGCUACUUCCUUAUUUUUAUUAUUUCUAGCACAGAUGACUGCUUCAGGCUUACGUAUUAUUUUUACCCUUGAUGAGGUGGCCUUCAUACAGAAUCUUGUUUUCUACAUUGAGGCUGCAUAUAAAGUUGCUGAUUAUGGAAUGUGGGAACGGGGAGAUAAGACGAACCAGGGCAUACCUGAACUGAAUGCAAGCUCUGUAGGAAUGGCCAAAGCAGCACUGGAAGCAAUCGAUGAAUUAGACCUAUUUGGAGCCCAUGGAGGACGGAAAUCAGUGAUUCACGUUCUUCCUGAUGAGGUAGAGCAUUGCCAGUCAAUUCUGUUAUCAAUGCUGCCAAGGGCAUCCACAUCUAAAGAGAUUGAUGCUGGACUUCUUUCCAUUAUCUCUUAUCCUGCAUUUGCGGUGGAAGAUGUGAAUAUCGUGAAUGAGACUAAAAAUGAAAUCAUCGCCAAACUCCAGGGACGUUAUGGAUGCUGCCGAUUCCUUCGAGAUGGCUAUAAAACCCCAAGAGAGGACCCAAAUCGAUUGCAUUAUGAUCCUGCUGAACUCAAACUCUUUGAAAAUAUAGAAUGUGAGUGGCCAGUGUUCUGGACAUAUUUCAUAAUAGAUGGCGUAUUCAGUGGUGAUGCAGUACAGGUCCAAGAGUACCAAGAAGCCUUGGAGGGAAUAUUAAUUAGAGGCAAGAAUGGAAUACAUCUAAUGCCAGAACUCUAUGCCAUUCCUCCUGGCAAGGUAGAUGAAGAAUACAAGAAUCCUCACACCGUAGAUAGAGUUCCACUUGGGAAGAUCCCUCAUUUGUGGGGUCAGUCUUUAUAUAUCCUCAGUUCCCUAUUGGCAGAGGGAUUCCUAGCCACUGGGGAAAUUGAUCCCUUAAAUAGAAGAUUUUCAACAGCAGUUAAACCUGAUGUUGUAGUACAAGUCACCAUUUUGGCAGAAUCAAAUAAAAUUAAAGAAUUGCUAAGAAAGCAUGGAUUCAGUGUGCAGAGCAUUGCUGACAUUCAGCCAAUCCGAGUACAGCCAAGCCGAAUUCUUAGCCACAUAUAUGCCAAGCUUGGUCGGAAUAAGAACAUGAAACUAAGUGGGAGACCAUAUAGACACAUUGGUGUUCUUGGAACCUCCAAACUCUAUGUGAUUAGGAAUCAGAUAUUUACUUUUACUCCUCAGUUUACUGAUCAGCACCACUUCUACUUGGCUCUAGACAAUGAGAUGAUUGUGGAGAUGCUUCGGAUUGAAUUGGCUUAUCUCUGUUCCCGAUGGAGAAUGACAGGAAGACCUACUCUCACUUUCCCUAUUACUCACACAAUGCUCACAAAUGAUGGCUCAGAUAUUGAUUCAGCAGUGCUUUCCACAAUUAGGAAACUGGAGGAUGGAUACUUUGGAGGAGCAAGAGUGAAAUUAGGGAAUCUUUCAGAAUUCCUUACUACAUCAUUCUAUACGGAUUUGACCUUUCUGGAUCCAGAUGGUGAUGAAAAGUUAUUUGAUGACCCAAGUGAUGGAAGCUACAGUCCUGAUAGUGAAUAUGAUCUAGAUGGAUAUUCAGAAGAUAUAUAUAAUCAAGAAAGCCAAGAUGAGUUUGACCAGUAUAUCAAUCAUCUGUUACAAAGCACAGCGCUUAAAUGUUACCUUCCUACACUUUCUAAGACUGUUGAAGACCGCCAUAUUUUCAGUGCCAUUCAUUCUACACGAGAUAUACUUUCUAUGAUGGCCAAGAAAAAGGGUUUGGAAAUUCCUUGUGUUUCUAUGUCCUUACCAACUAAGGGCCUAAGUGCUCAUCGGAAAUCAUUGAACCUUGUAGAUUCUCCACAGCCUCUCCUAGUUAAGUCUUCAGAAACUGAUGUCCAUUGGCCCAAAGAUGCCCAUGGCAAUCUAGACUGUGAGAAGCUGGUGGAGCAGCUAAAGGAAUGCUCUAAUCUGCAGGACCAGGCAGAUAUAUUAUACAUUCUGUAUAUUCUAAAGGGCCCUGAUUGGGAUACCAAUCUCUCUGGUCAGCAUGGUGUCACAGUCCACAAUCUUCUUAAUGAGCUCUACCGAAAAGCAGGCUUGAACAAAGAAUGGGGUCUGAUUCGUUACAUUUCAGGUCUGCUGAAGAAGAAAGUAGAAGUCCUUGCAGAGGCAUGUACAGACCUGCUGUCCCACCAAAAGCAGCUCACAGUAGGUCUCCCACCAGAGCCCCGAGAGAGGACCAUCUCUGCCCCUCUUCCCCCUGAAGAAUUGACCCAACUUAUCUAUGAAGCCAGUGGGCAGGAUAUCAGCAUUGCAGUCCUUACACAGGAAAUUGUGGUUUACUUGGCGAUGUAUGUCAGGUCCCAACCCAGUCUCUUUGUGGAGAUGCUCAGGCUCCGAAUUGGUCUUAUCAUUCAGGUGAUGGCAACUGAGCUGGCCCGGAGUUUGAAUUGCUCAGGAGAAGAAGCUUCUGAAAGUUUGAUGAACCUUAGUCCUUUUGAUAUGAAAAAUCUCUUGCACCAUAUUCUAAGUGGGAAAGAGUUUGGUGUUGAAAGAAGCAUGCGGCCUAUUCACUCCUCUGCAUCUAGCCCAGCUAUCUCAAUUCAUGAGGUGGGCCAUACUGGAGUCACCAAAACAGAAAGGAGUGGUAUUAAUAGGUUAAGAAACGAGAUGAAACAGUUAUUUUCUGUGGGCCAUUCCAUGUCCAGCAGCAUUCACUCUUCCAAAUCCAUGAGAUGCAGUACUCCUUCACCCACAGGGACAGUGUCAUCUUCUGUAACCUUUGUAUCCCCUGAAAAUUUGACAAGCAUGCCGUAAGCAUGAAUAAUAGGCAUAAAUCAACAUUUCUUAAGUGUUUACAAUGAACCAAGCACAGUGGAGCUGCAUAUAUAAAGAAUAAGACAAUGCUCAUUCCAAGGGAACUUAUAUUUUAUUAGGGGUGAAAACAAGUAUAAGUGUAUUUAUAUUAACUUUAUAUUUGUACUGUGUGUAAAUAUACAUGUGUAUAUAUGUGUAUAUGCAUACAUAUUUUAUAUAUACAUGUUCCCUUGAUAAAAUUUGGCUUUAUUGAAAAAUACUUCUGGUUUGUAGAAUCUCUGCCCUUCUUUCUUAAAUCAAGUUAACAUUUGUUCUCCUCCAGGUCUACAUCACCUUUCCCAUUUUUUAUGACAGAUAGCUAAGAGCUCAGCAAAUACAUCUGCCAGUUCUUUAGGUGCUCUUUGAUGUUUAUCUGAGCUAGGUGUUUUGGAACGUAUUAGGACAGAAGAUCUUUUAGCAUCUCCUUAAUUUUUCUUAUGUUUUCACUUCCUCUGAACAAUUUUUUGUUUUGGCUUUGGAAGAGUAAACAUAAGCAAAAUAAAUUAAAUAGUUUUGUUCUUUUUCCAUUAUGUAUUGUGAUCCUAUCUACCCUCAAAUAAGAUCAGUAGUGAUCUCAGCUUUGUGAAUCUGAAAGCACUAUUUAAGUCUUAUUAUUAUACUAUAUUAUAUUAUUAAAAUCCUGCAUAAUCAUCUUUUCCUUUUCCUGAUCCUCUUUCUGUCAGUAUUGUCUUUUCAUUCUUUUUCAUUCUUUGAUGUUGACUGAUUUUGAGCUUUAGUCUCAGCUUCUAGUCUUUUCCUGGCAUUUUAUAUUUUAUAUUUUCUUCUCUUCUAUCAUAUAUGUGGCAUUAUUUAAUCUGAUUUAAGUCUUUUUCAAUAGCUUUCUUCUUUUUUCAGCUUUGGAAUUUUUGUUUAUAUUCUCAGAAUCUCAAUCUCUUUGGGCUUCAGUUGUCUUAUUUUUAAAAUGGGAUGAUAAUAUGUGGGAUACUUCUUUCACAAGGUUUGGGACCAAAAUGGCUUAAUGCAUGUAUUAGUACUAUGUUAUACUUUAAGCACUUCAUAAAUGUAAACUGUUAUGAUGAAGAUGCAUUAUCCUGGGUGUCCCAGAAACUUGUACUAUCUAUCCUACCUUUAGGUACAAGUUUUAUCAAAUAAUUUUUAAUCAUUCAUUCUGGACAUAGAUGAUAAAGAAGGCAUGAGAAGAACAGUAAGUUUUGUUUUUUGUUUUUAGUAAAUUGUUUUUAGAACAUUUCUAACUGGUGUGUUAGGAAGCUUAUUGUGAGCCAUUUCUGAUGUUCCUUCUUUAAAUCUAAGCAGCCAAGUUGUCUGAUCACCUUUAGCUCUGCUGUGGGCUUAAAAGAGAAUAUUUUCUCUGUAGAACACAGAAGAGAAGGAGAAUAGAAAGAUCUCAUUCCAUAGCCCUUCGCACUGUACUUCAGAUUGACAUAAAAGUUUGGUUUUUUUACUGCUAAAAGGAAGACAUGUGUUCUCUUUAGCUUUCUUAGUGUAAAAUCUUUUAAAUCUACCAGGAACUAACUGUAUAACACUUAUUUUUCCCCUAUUUUUUUUUCCAUUUCACAAUAGAAAUUAAAAAAAAAAAAGUCAUAGCAAUAGCAUGCCAGGAUUUCCACAGCCCAUGGGGGCUAUUUUUGUUUUAUAGUGAAGUCCAAGAUCUCUGCCCACUCCCCAAAAUUAAACUCCUGGCACCCAUAUAGGAGAGUAACCUUGCUUUAAAAAAAAAAAAAUCCCUCUGCUCUUGAAGAUAGAGAAUAAGAGAUAAGAACUUUGAUUCUCUGGCUGUAGAGAACUCCCAGAUGGGGAAAGAUGUAAAAUAUCCCUCACUUUUCUUGUGUGUUCUGGGGGACUCAGUGGUGGACAUAUGAUCAGCAAAGUGUUCCUACAGUGCCAGUCUCCAACAAAGUGUGAUGGCCAUUAUAACUGAUUUCAGGAAUUUAAAAUUGAAGCCUAAGAAAGAGUAGGACCAUUGUACCCUUAGAGCAACCUGUCUAUGCCUUAAAUAAUGAACAUUUCCAUCUGGAUUUUCACUGGCUUGGUAAAAGAUUCUUUCCUUAAGAAGCAAUUUUUUGUUAAUUCAGGGCUUGAUAUUUAUAUACACAGCAUCUGUGCACAUACCAGUUCUUUGUGAGAUUCGUGCUCAUUUUAGAAAUCUCAAAAAUAGAUGAUUACAAAUGCACAGAAUCAUCACCAUCACCGAGGAUGAAAAUCUCCUUUUGUAUGGCAACCAAGGGGAGCCACUCAGGCCUGUCAGUCAUCUGUUAUAAGUUAGAUUGUGAGCUUCCAUAAAAGAACAAUUACCUGCUCCCUGGGGGACAUUUGUUUUUGUGAGAAAUGAAAGAUGCUUCUUGGUCCAUUGAGAACUCUUCCAUCAAGAUGAUAGCUAUAAGUAAUGAGAAUAUUCCUCCCUUAAAAAUCCUCUGUUAUACUUAACACAUCUUAUAAGUUUUAUAGGUAGUAAAGAAAAAAAAAAGUGAGUCUAUGCCUUGUGUGUGUGUGU